Amyelois transitella is the source of this 1023-nucleotide messenger RNA. Its product is annotated as nucleic-acid-binding protein from mobile element jockey. The record is from RefSeq and is a predicted model, not a curated record. NCBI's taxonomy places the organism in Eukaryota, Metazoa, Arthropoda, Insecta, Lepidoptera, Pyralidae. Bases 1 to 1023 code for a protein of 340 amino acids. The transcript has 3 exons.
AUGCCGCGAAAAAAUCGUAGAAGCAAAAAGAAAAAAAAAUCUUUUGAACAUGUUCAAGGGCCAUCUGAACCCGCGCAAGAUGCAGAAACUGUACACGCAUCAGAAACUGUACAAGAUACAUCAGACACUGAACAAGAUGCAUCAGAAACUGAACAAGAUUCAUCAGACACUAAACAAGAUUCAUCAGAGACCAUAGAUGAUACAUCUGAAACUGUGACAAAUGUGCCAGAUACUCAACAAGACUCAUCAGAAAGUGAUCAAGAUUCAACCGAAACAUUAAAAGGUAUACCUGAAAAUGUCGCAGAAUCAUCAGAAAGUGUACUAGAUUUGUCAGACACAAUAACGGAUGUAUCAAUGCUAGAUAGCUCUGAUACUUUUGAUGAAAUAACCGAAUCUCUGGAACAAUCUCAUAUCUCCGAAAAUUUACCAGAGGCCGAAAUUAAGUUUAGGACCGAUAUACCAGUCGAAGUAAGGUACCAAAAAAUACCGUUUCAUACAUAUGGAUUUCCUAACUAUAGAACGAUGAAGGUAGUGGUGAAAAAUUUACCAGUUGGUACCGACUUAACAGUAGUGAGAGAAAUAUUGCGAAAAUCGUCUAUGCCGGUAUUAAGAGUGACGAAAAUGUACGUACCGAGAUCUGAAAAUCAUAGUACGUUGCUAGUUUUAGUCACACUGAGAAACACAGCUGAGGGUCAGAAGAUGCUGCGCGUUACUCAUAUAUUAGGCAUUGAAGUAAAGUUGGAGAAACUUCAUCAGAAACCUAGGCAAUGUCAUCAUUGUCAGCGAUGGGGUCACGUGCAGAGAUACUGUUACUCCGAUCCUAGGUGUCUGAAAUGUGCCGGAGGACACCUUACGAUGGUUUGUGUGAAAUCAUUACGUGAACCCCCGAAGUGUGCCAACUGUGGUGGACCUCAUACGGCUAAUUAUAAGAAAUGCUCUCACUGUCCUGAUUCAAGGGAAUAUAAGUUAUCUAUGCGAAAAAAGAAAAAGAACGGAGAGGAGACCAGAAAUGAAUGCCUAUGA